AUGAAACUUCUGGUACUUCUUUUUAUCAGUCAAUCAUUAGCUGCUCCGGCAAUAGUAACUAUUUUUGAAACAGUUACUGAAAAUUCACCAUCUCCAACAUUAGCUGCUCAAUCAUCAGUUGCAAUUCAACAAUCAGUACCAACUCAACCUACACCUGCAACUGAAGCACAAACUCAAGCGACUUCAACAUCUACAGGUGGCUGGUUAAGUAGAUUAUUAAGUGAAUUAGAAUCAAGUUCAAGUUCAAGUUCAACUGACUCAAACUCUGGAUCAAGUUUAUGGGAUGCUUUAUUUGGAACAAGUUCAAGUUCAAGUUCAAUACCAGCUACCAGUUCAGGCUCAGGCUCAAGUUCAAAUAGUUUCAUAGAUUUUUUGAAUAAUUUCUUUGGUUCUCAAUCAUCAGCUAGUGUUUCUCCAGCAGCAACUACUCCAAUUUCAACAUCACCAAUUUUUACUUCUCAAACUGGUAUUCCAACUUCAUUGGCAACAAGUACAUCAUCAUACCAACCAACAACAGUAUCAACAAGUACUUCAUCAUCAUCAACAUCAGCAACGAGCUCAGAUAAUGACAUUUAUGCCGCAAUUGAUCAAAUUCCAGGAAUUGAUAAAAGCUUUGCAACGAGUAUCUUGGACGCACACAAUCAGUAUAGAUCACAACAUCAAGCAGGUGACUUAAGUUGGGAUAUAGAUACGUACAACUAUGCUAAAAAUAAUGCCGAUAAUUAUGAUUGUUCAGGAAUUUUAACUCAUACUCAUGGUCAAUAUGGAGAAAAUUUAGCUGCUGGAUUUAAAGAUGGCCCUUCGGUAGUACAGGCGUGGGUCGAUGAGCCGUAUGAUUAUAGUACAGCUGAUACUUAUAAUCAUUUUACUCAAGUAGUAUGGAAAGGUUCAAAAAGAGUUGGAUGUGCUUAUAAAGACUGUAGAAGUAAUGGUUGGGGUCUUUAUGUUGUUUGUGAAUAUGAUCCUGCUGGGAAUAUAAUUGGUCAAGAAAGGGAGAAUGUCUUGCCUUCAAAUUAA
This is a messenger RNA of Insectozyma verbasci, 1017 nucleotides long. NCBI's taxonomy places the organism in Eukaryota, Fungi, Ascomycota, Pichiomycetes, Serinales, Debaryomycetaceae. The record is from the annotation of a GenBank genome assembly.